UAUUCUUCUGUGCACUUUGGUUAGUUUGUUGUUGGGAUCCUUGAUCUUUUUAAUUUUAAUUGAAAGAAUUUUGUCUUAAUUUGCCAAUUAUUUAUUUGAGUGUGAAUUGGUGCUGGUUACGAAUUGAAUUGUCUAAAUGAAAACAUGGCAACAUUAGAGGAUAAAAUUUUAGGUAACAAACUGCAUAAUUAUUGCAGCAGCAGCGAAGAUGAAGACGAACUCGAUAAUUCUGAUACUGAAUCUAGUAAACAGCCACCUAAAUCUCAAGAAACACUUUCACAUCCUCCGGAAGUUGAUGCCUGGGAGGGAACCUCUACAAACACUGGUCCAAAGGGUGUUAUAAAAGACUGGCAACGUUAUAAACAACUAGAAAUUGAGAAGCGGGCAGAAGAUGAAAGAGAAAAAAUUGAACUUUUACAAAAAUUAACACUAACUGUUCAAUCAGCCUUAGAUGAAGAGAGGGAAAAGGCAGCAUUAGUGGAUCCUGAUAUAGCAGAGCUAAUGGAUGAUGCGUUCUUGUUAGAUUAUCAAAAACAUCGUAUGGAGGAAAUGUUAGAACAAGUAAAUCACAAAAUAAAAUUUGGACAUGUUAUUUCACUGUCAACUGGCCAAGAUUUUCUUGAUGCCAUCGAUAAAGAAAACAAAUCUGUCAAAGUAAUUGUUCAUAUUUAUGAAAAUAAUGUGGAUUCUUGUCGAGUUAUGAACAAUUGUUUGGCCAAACUGUGCAAGAUGUACCCUAAUGUUAAGUUUUGUUCCAUAGUAAGUUCAAAAGCAGGAAUGACCAGUAAAUUCAAAUCUGAUGGUGUUCCUGCACUACUUGUGUAUAAAGCAGGAAAUCUCAUUGGGAAUUUUGUGAAACUUGCUGAUGAACUUGGUAGUGAGUUUUCAACUGAAGAGGUACAAGAUUUUUUAGUUGAACAUGGUAUGUUAGAAGAUAAAUCUUGUAAACCAAUCAUUGUUAGAUCUCAUUCUGAUUCAGAAGAUAGUGAAUGAGUAUCUGUAAUUAUUUGUCCAAGAUUUUAAUAUUCAUGCCAAUUCUUCAUCAUUGUGAUCCCCAAACAACUUUUUUUUAAUAUAAGUUGAAUAACAUAUAAUAAAAUGCUAUAACUGUUUGACAAUAUUAUGUAAUUUUUACAUGCAUGGUAUCAUAAAAAAAAAAUUUUUGUUAAGAAAGAGAAAGAAAAGUUUGAAUUUUAUUCAGCAGGAAUAUUGUCACACAUCCUCUUAGUUCUCU
This is a messenger RNA of Coccinella septempunctata (seven-spotted ladybird), 1234 nucleotides long. RefSeq names its product phosducin-like protein. NCBI's taxonomy places the organism in Eukaryota, Metazoa, Arthropoda, Insecta, Coleoptera, Coccinellidae. The coding region runs from base 145 to 993 and encodes 282 amino acids. Gene Ontology annotation, biological process: regulation of G protein-coupled receptor signaling pathway. The record is from RefSeq and is a predicted model, not a curated record. The transcript is spliced from 2 exons.